This is a messenger RNA of Oldenlandia corymbosa var. corymbosa, 1653 nucleotides long. Lineage: Eukaryota; Viridiplantae; Streptophyta; Magnoliopsida; Gentianales; Rubiaceae. The record is from the annotation of a GenBank genome assembly.
AUGGCGCCAAGGAAGACUACCAGGAAGAAGACGAAAUCUCCACCGUCUGAUCCUCAAGGAAUGUUCUCCGGAAUGGUGGUUUAUUUAAUCGAUACAGGAGUUCAAGCUCGCCGGUUAGAGAUUUGGAAGCAUAGAUUAGAGCAGAUGGGGGCAAUUCUGGAUGAUAGUUUCUCGAAGAAGGUUACUCAUGUAUUUUCCAUGGAUUUCAGUUCACUGCUUCAGAAGAUUGAUCUUGAAAGCUUACCCCGUUCAACAACUAAAGUUCUCUCCUAUCAGUGGCUGGAAGACAGCUUGAGAGAAGGACAAAAGGUACCUGAAGAAUCAUAUAUUCUGUCUUUGGAUGCUGGAGGCGGUGGUGAACAGGUUAGCAACAUUGCUGAACAGACUUCCACUAAGCCUUUGGAUGAUGAUACUUCUGGCGCUGAUGAAGUGGAACGACAAAAAAGGGCAAAACUUUCAGCGCAGGAGUCCAAUAAUGCACAGCUGAGGAAUGGAGUUAAGACAAUACAGAAGGAUGGAUCGGAUUCACCACAUAGUGUCAGUGGCUCUGAAAGCUCAAUAAAUACUUUAAGUCCAGACACUGCUAGCCCAUACCUUGAUGAUCAAAAGAAGACAGUAACUGAUGUAAGCUCAGGUGGUUCCUUGCUUUACAACCCUCCUGAUUUAAAUAGGAACAUCACCGAGAUAUUUGGGAAGCUUAUCAACAUAUAUAGAGCCCUUGGUGACGACCGGAGGUCAUUUAGCUAUUAUAAAGCAAUUCCGGUGAUUGAAAAGCUUCCCUUCAAAAUUGAGAGUGUUGAGCAGGUGAAACACUUGCCUGCUAUUGGCAAGUCAAUGCAGGAUCAUAUUCAGGAGAUAGUGACCACUGGAAAGCUGUCAAAGUUGGAGCACUUUGAGACUGAUGAGAAGGUUAAGACAAUUAGUUUGUUUGGAGAAGUGUGGGGCAUUGGUCCAGCCACUGCGUUGAAGCUCUAUGACAAAGGACACCGGACUUUGGACGACCUAAAAAAUGAAGAAUCAUUGACACAUGCACAAAGAGUGGGAUUAGAGUACUUUGAUGAUAUCAAUACAAGGAUUCCACGGCAAGAGGUUGUAGAGAUGGAACGUCUACUUAUAAAAGCUGGAGAAGACAUUUUGCCAGGGGUUGGCAUUGUUUGCGGAGGAUCAUAUAGGCGGGGAAAGUCGUCUUGUGGGGAUUUAGAUGUUGUAAUUACUCAUCCUGAUGGCAAAAGUCAUGUAGGUUUUCUCUCAAAGUAUGUGAAGCUUCUAAAGGAGAUGAAGUUCUUGAGGGAGGAUUUGAUCUUCAGUGUUCACAGUGAAGAGGGCACCGAUUCAGGGGUAGACACUUAUUUUGGCCUUUGCACUUCUCCUGGACAGGAAUUGAGACAUCGUAUAGAUUUUAAGGUGUAUCCAAGGGAUAUAUAUGCAUUUGGCCUGAUAGCUUGGACAGGAAAUGAUGUCCUAAAUAGAAGGUUGAGACUCCUAGCAGAAUCCAAGGGCUUCCGGUUGGAUGAUACGGGGUUGUUUCCUGCCACCCAUGGCUCUGGUGGUAAACGGGGCAAAGGUAGUGCAAGUCUGAAAUUUCAAACAGAAAAAGAGGUCUUUGAUUUCCUUGGCUUUCCUUGGCUUGAACCACAUGAAAGGAAUCUAUGA